AUGGAUCACUGUAAAGAUUUUAUAAAAACCGAAUUUCCCUCUAUCGAUAUAGAGAUGUUUCAAUACAUAGAAGGUGUUCUACAAAAUGGAAUUGAAGACUUCCAUGAUUCUGAAGACAUAUUUGAAGCAAUUGGUGAAGUAUUACAGGAAAUAGCAAAUAAGUCCGAAUCAGAUAUCAGAGGAAUCUGUUCGAAAUUAUUACAUUUCAUGCGUCCUCAUUCUAAUGACAAUGUAAUCAGAAAUGGCCAUACAAAAAUUCUGGAUGCCCCAGUGCAUUUGGCUUCAAUGGCAGCAGAUCUAGAAGAUAACGAUAUGGAAAUCAAAAGUAUAUGGGUGAAUUCAAGGGAUGAUAGUCUGAAAGUGGACAAAAAAAAACUGGAAAAAGCUCAAGCAAAAUUGCAACAAAAACAAGAUAAACGGACUGAGCAAGUUGUUAAAGGUGUAGGAACUAUGAGUGUAGUAAAUAGUAAAAUGGAUGCUGCAACUGCUUCUCAAGUAACGAGUAAAAAGGAAGCAAAACUGGAAGCUAAGGGAAAUAAUCGAGCCACAGAUAUAAGGAUAGAAAAUUUCGACGUUGCAUAUGGAGAAAGGAUAUUACUACAGAAUACAGAUGUAACUUUAGCAUGUGGUAGAAGAUACGGUUUAGUUGGAAGAAAUGGACUUGGCAAAACUACACUAUUAAGAAUGAUUUCAGGUGGUCAGUUGCGAAUCCCAUCUCAUAUAUCAAUACUCCAUGUUGAACAAGAAGUUGUUGGUGAUGAUACACCUGCUUUAGAAUCUGUACUGGAGUGUGAUUUUGUUCGUCAUGGUUUGUUAACUAGAGAAAAAGAAAUCAACACAUUAAUCAAUAAUGGGUCUACGGCUAGUGCUGAAUUAUCUUCAGAAUUAAGUGAAAUAUAUAUGCAGUUAAGUGCCAUAGAAGCUGAUAAAGCCCCUGCUCGUGCAAGUGUCAUACUUGAUGGUUUGGGUUUCAACCCGGAUAUGCAAAAAAAAGCUACUAAACAUUUUUCUGGAGGAUGGCGUAUGCGUUUAGCCCUUGCAAGAGCACUUUUUUCAAAGCCAGAUUUAUUAUUACUGGAUGAACCUACGAACAUGUUGGAUAUGAAAGCAAUUAUAUGGUUAGAAAAUUAUUUACAAACUUGGCAAAGUACAUUACUAGUAGUAUCUCACGAUCGUCAUUUCUUAGAUACUGUACCUACUGACAUAUUACAUCUUCAUUCACAACGCAUUGAUACGUACCGAGGUAACUAUGAAAUUUUUGAGAAAACCAAAAACGAGAAGCUUAAAAAUCAACAACGAGAAAUUGAAGCGCAAAUGGCUCAUAGAGCUCAUGUUCAAGAGUUUAUUGAUAGAUUUAGGUACAAUGCUAACCGUGCUUCCAGUGUCCAGAGUAAAAUUAAAAUGCUUGAAAAAUUACCAGAAUUAAAACCUAUUGAGAAAGAAGUAGAAGUUGUAUUACGAUUUCCAGAAACAGAAGGGUUGUCACCUCCCAUAUUACAACUUGAUGAUAUUUCAUUUGCCUAUCCUGGUUGUAAUAAUGUUUUGCAAAAUGUUAACCUUGGGGCUACAUUAGAAUCCAGAAUUUGUAUUGUGGGUGAUAACGGAGCUGGUAAAACAACAUUAUUGAAAAUUAUUAUGGGCAUUUUAAAUACAACAGCCGGUGUUAGAAAUGUACAUCGAAGUUUGAAGUUUGGUUAUUUUAGUCAGCACCAUGUUGAUCAACUGGAAAUGAACCUUUCUUCCGUGGAACUAUUACAAUCUUCAUUUCCAGGUAAAACCAUUGAAGAAUAUAGACGUCAAUUAGGAGGUUUUGGUAUAUCAGGUGAUUUGGCAUUACAAAGCGUUGGCAGUUUAUCUGGAGGUCAGAAAUCGAGAGUAGCUUUUGCAAGGAUGUGCAUGUCUAAUCCUAAUUUCCUAGUACUUGACGAACCUACCAAUCAUUUAGAUAUUGAAACAAUUGAAGCUCUAGGCAAAGCUAUUCAAAAAUAUACAGGCGGUUUAAUACUUGUAUCUCACGACGAACGCUUAAUACGUAUGGUUUGUAAAGAACUAUGGGUUUGCGGUGGUGGAAGUGUCAAGAGCAUUGAAGGUGGCUUUAAUGAGUACAGAACCAUUGUAGAACGUGAACUUGCAGAAGCAGCCAAAUAG
Messenger RNA from Macrosiphum euphorbiae (potato aphid), 2148 nucleotides. The record is from the annotation of a GenBank genome assembly. Lineage: Eukaryota; Metazoa; Arthropoda; Insecta; Hemiptera; Aphididae.